Tribolium madens (black flour beetle) is the source of this 2387-nucleotide messenger RNA. Its product is annotated as cytochrome b5 reductase 4-like. NCBI's taxonomy places the organism in Eukaryota, Metazoa, Arthropoda, Insecta, Coleoptera, Tenebrionidae. Gene Ontology annotation, cellular component: endoplasmic reticulum. Gene Ontology annotation, molecular function: oxidoreductase activity; heme binding; cysteine-type peptidase activity. Gene Ontology annotation, biological process: proteolysis; generation of precursor metabolites and energy; superoxide metabolic process. Bases 198 to 2198 code for a protein of 666 amino acids. The record is from RefSeq and is a predicted model, not a curated record. The transcript is spliced from 5 exons.
AAUGAUGCUUUUUGUAAUUUUAAGCCCGCCAAAGUUUACAAAAGCGCUGCCAACUUCACAAAAUAAUUUCUAGUUUUAAUUAAUUUGAUAAAUUUAUUUCUUGUAUAAUUUUGUUACUCUAAUACAAGCAUAACAAAUUCACUGCAACAUUUUACACUAAUUAAGCAGAAUUUAUUUAAAAAAUUGCUUUUAUUGAAAUGACAAUUACUCAAUUUGGUUGGCGUCCCUUGGUAAACAAGCGAUAUAACCUCACUUUAGUCAAAAUCAAAAUUUUCAAGUGGAGUGAUAAAAUGAACAAAGACCCGAUUGUCCUAAGUUACGACGAAAGCCUUUUAAGAAAAUCCGACGUGGAGCUCCUCCAAGGCCCCCAUUGGCUCAACGACAACAUAAUUUCCUUCUACUUCGAGUACUUAAAAAACACCUUCAAACAUGCCCCUCACAUAUUAUUCGUGCCCCCUGAGGUGACCCAGUGUGUGAAAAUAACCCCAAGUUCACAAAUCGGGAUAUUCCUGGACCCUCUCAAUGCCCGACAUCGACGUUUUAUAUUUUUUGCGUUGAAUGAUAAUGAAAGGCCUCAGGCGGUGGGGGGCACACAUUGGAGUCUAUUGUUGUUUUCACGGCCGGAGAAAACCAUUUAUCAUUAUGAUUCUUCCAGAGGGAUGAAUAGGGAUCAAGGGAAUUUGCGGAACAAAUAUGCCCUUGCGCCCGGCCACUCCCUCAUGGAUUGGAUCCGGUUGGGCUCCUCCGGGCGAGACCUCACCGGAGUGGGUGCUCAGGCCGGCAACCUUUCGGUGACACCUAGCGAGCUCGCCCUGCAUAACAAGGAGUCGGACGCCUGGUUAUGCAUCCGGGGGCGGGUGUACAACGUCACCGCAUACCUGCCAUUCCACCCCGGGGGCCCCGAGCAGCUCAUGAAAGGCGCCGGCAAGGACGCAACGAGACUGUUCGAGGAUGUCCAUCCGUGGGUCAACUUCGACCAAAUUCUCACCAAGUGUUACAUCGGACAACUGAAAGCACACGCGGAAUUUGAGCCGGAAGAGGUGUUCAAGAGUGAGAAAGAAGGGAAAAAUGUAAACGCACCAAACGAUGAGACUGUCACAAAUGCCACAAGGGAACCAAUUUUGUUACCGAGAUUCGACUGGAUCCAAAAAUCGGAUCACAUUACGAUUAUUUUUUAUACGGGGAAUUUUUCGAAUCCGAUGCUUGAGACGAAUCAGAGUGACGAUAACACACACAAUAUUUUUUUAACUUACAAUAACACGAUUUUCGAGAAUGAGAUUAUUUUCGCUGACAAGGUGCAUUGGCCGGGACGGAUUAAAGUCACGUGCGAAACGGGGAAAGUCGAGUUGGGGUACAAGAAGUGCCAAGGGGGGGUUUGGGACAAUUUUGGGGUGCUCAAACAAAAGGCGAGAGCUUGCACCAACUCGCUAGUGGAAGCGAAAGUAAAAUGCAAAGUAAUUAACAAAAUCAAGGUGAAUUACAACACGGUUCUUAUCGAAUUGGAGAGAAAUGAUAACACCAAAAGUGUCGUCCCGCUUGGGAAACACAUCAAGGUUUUUGAUACAAUCAAAGGGGAGGAAAUCGUCCGGAGUUAUACUCCCGUCCCCAUCUGCCUUUUCAGCAAAUUCCGCCAACAGAGUUCCACCACGGACAGUAUUUGCCUCAUGGUGAAACGCUACCCCGAGGGAAAUCUUAGCAAAAUACUUGGAGACUGCUUAACUGGCGACACUGUUACAAUCUCCAAGCCUUUAGGGUCUUUCAAUCUGCAAGAAAUCGAAAAACGCGAGACUUUCAUUAUCCUGGCGGCUGGGACCGGAAUCACGCCCAUGUUUGCCAUCAUUUUGUUCCUUCUAGAGCGAAGAAUAAGGAAGUGUCAGCGUUUAAGGCUACUGUUUUUCAACCGCACCCCCGACGACAUUCCCUUCCGAAGCCAGUUCGAGGAGCUCCAGAAGGAGGAGCCCCGUUUCAAGAUUUUCCACGUCUUAUCGCAGGCUGAUAACUCGUGGACGGGGCUCCGGGGGCACAUCAGCCGGUCAAUCCUCGAGGAAACAAUCGCCGAUCAUUUGAAAGAAACCACUUAUGUUAAAAACGAUAUUUACUUUAUGGUCUGCGGCCCCACGAUUUUUACAACUUUGACGCAACAGUUGUUCAAAGAUUUGCAAUUUAAAGACGAACAAAUACACUUUUUCUUAGGAUAGCAGGCCGUCGAUCAGUUCAUCUUGAGCAUUUUUCAGUUAAUAGGAGCGAAAAGAGCAAUAAUCCAGUCCUAGAACGCACGCGCUAAGUGAACAAACACAGCCUGGGUAGAGGUUUUUUCUGUGUUUCUCUUGUGAUAGAGCGCUUUAUGUGAAUUGUACAUAUUUAUAAGUAAAAGAAUAUUUUUCAAA